GGGGGGAGAAUCCAUCGCGGCGUUACAUAAUGCGCCCAGCUUUUAAAUCGUGGCUUCCGGCGUGGCUAUGGAAACCCCGGGAUUAUGUAAAUACCGAAACCUUAACGCUGCGCUGUGGGGUAAAUGAUACCCCUCUGCACCCCCGGAGUGGUCCCGUGUUCACGUGCGGCAAAAUAAUACCGAUAACCAGCGGUGGGGCCACGCGUGUCCCUCGCCCCUGUUUGGCUUUUCCCCCAGCUCAGCACCUGUUAACGCUGUCAGGAGAUGGAAAAGCGGCCCAUUGGUAGGAGGAGGUACGAUGAGCACGAGGACCUCUCGGACGUGGAGGAAAUCGUCAGCGUCAGGAGUUUCAAUCUGGAGGAGAAAUUAAAGAGCAAAACGUACCGCGGGGAUUUCGUGCACUCUAUGGAUGGGAAAGAUUUUACUUUUGAGUAUGUGCAAAGAGAAGCUCUCAGAGUUCCACUUAUCUUCAGAAAUAAGGACGGACUGGGAAUUAAAAUGCCUGACCCGGAUUUCACCGUCAGAGAUGUGAAGCUAUUGGUGGGAAGUCGUCGAAUAGUGGAUGUGAUGGAUGUGAACACACAAAGAGGUGUUGAAAUGAGCAUGUCCCAGUUUGUGAGAUACUAUGAAACACCAGAGGCCCAGCGUGAAAAACUCUACAAUGUCAUCAGCUUGGAGUUCAGCCACACAAAGCUGGAGAACAUUGUCAAGCGUCCCAAUGUGGUGGACUUAGUCGACUGGGUGGAUAAUAUGUGGCCACAGCAUUUGAAGGAGAGACAGACAGAUGCUACCAAUGCUAUUUCAGAGAUGAAAUACCCCAAAGUGAAAAAGUACUGUUUGAUGAGUGUGAAAGGAUGCUUCACUGAUUUCCAUAUUGAUUUUGGAGGCACUUCAGUGUGGUAUCACGUUUUCCGUGGGGGGAAGAUCUUCUGGCUGAUUCCGCCUACUCUGCAGAAUCUAGAACUUUAUGAAGAAUGGGUUCUCUCAGGAAAGCAAAGUGAUAUCUUUCUGGGAGACAGGGUGGAACGAUGCCAAAGAAUUGAACUGAAACAAGGCUAUACAUUCUUCAUUCCUUCAGGGUGGAUACAUGCGGUUUAUACUCCAGUAGAUUCUCUGGUGUUUGGUGGAAAUAUCCUGCAUAGCUUUAAUGUUCCCAUGCAGCUUCGCAUCUAUGAAAUUGAGGACAGAACAAGGGUGCAUGCCAAAUUCCGUUAUCCUUUCUACUAUGAAAUGUGCUGGUAUGUUCUGGAGAGAUACGUGUCCUGUGUGACCCAGCGCUGCCACCUCAGCAAAGAGUACCAGAAAGAAUCAAUGUUAAUUGAUGCAAAGAGAAAACGCAGCAUAGACAGCUAUUCAUCGGAUUCGUGGUUAGACAUGGAUGAAGAAUCUUGUGAUGCUCAUAUCCGGGAGGAAAAGGAUGACAGCUUGGAUAAGAACUCCAAAUCCCUGGUGGAUGGCUCCUCCUCACCCAACAGCACACAUUCAGAAGGGAAGGAGGGUGCGGGGAGAAAACAAAAAGCCACAGUAAUGAGGUACCUAAAAAGAACUUUGUCUAAUGAGUCAGAUGACAGUGCAAAAUCAACGACCCCCACGGAUUAUCCCAAAACACCAACGGGGUCUCCAGCUACAGAAGUUUCAACCAAAUGGACUCAUCUCACAGAAUUUGAACUGAAGGGUUUGAAAGCCCUGGUGGAAAAGCUUGAAUCUCUCCCGGAGAACAAGAAGUGUGUUCCAGAAGGCAUUGAAGAUCCACAGGCUCUCCUGGAGGACAUGAAGAACAUUCUGAAAGAACAUGCUGAUGAUGACCAAAAUCUUGCGAUUUCGGGUGUCCCUGUGGUCAGCUGGCCCAAGAAGACCCCAAAGAACAGGGCGGUAGGACGGCCCAAAGGGAAGCUGGGCGCUGCCUCUGCGGUGAAGCUCGCAGCUAACCGGAGCACGGCCGGGGCGCGCCGGAGGAGGACGCGAUGCCGCAAGUGCGAGGCGUGCCUGCGGACAGAGUGUGGCGAGUGUCACUUCUGCAAAGACAUGAAGAAGUUUGGGGGGCCUGGCAGGAUGAAACAGUCCUGCAUUAUGAGGCAGUGUAUCGCACCGGUGUUGCCUCAUACUGCUGUAUGUCUGGUGUGUGGAGAAGCUGGGAAAGAGGACACUGUGGAAGAGGAGGAGAGCAAGUUUAAUCUCAUGCUAAUGGAAUGCUCCAUUUGUAAUGAAAUAAUACACCCAGGAUGCCUUAAGGUGAAGGAAUCAGAUGGUGUGGUUAACGAUGAGCUGCCGAACUGCUGGGAGUGUCCAAAGUGCAACCAUGCAGGGAAAACUGGAAAAGCGUACAAGCAAAAGCGCGGACCAGGAUUCAAAUACGCAUCAAAUCUCCCAGGCUCAUUGCUGAAGGAACAGAAAAUGAACAGAGACAAUAAGGAAGUAACAGAUGCUGCAAAACGGAAAGGGGACUGUGAAGAAACUCCCAGGCGGAAAUCUGAGGAACAUUCCAAAAAGCCUCAAGUUGACUCAAUUCUGAGGAGAAAGUCAGACGAAGUACAUCUGCGGAGGAAAAGGAAAUUUGAGAAACCCCAGGAACCCUCUAUGAGAAAACGGCGGCGAUCGUGGAAGGCUUCGGAUGAGCGGAGCGCCCUGCUCAAACCCCUGCGGCGCCUCAAACAGGAGCCGGAGGACGAGCUGCCGGAAGCGCCUCCCCGCUCCAAGGACAGCGACCAGUCGCGAUCCAGCUCGCCCACCGCGGGUCCCAGCACAGAGGGGGCCGAGCCCAGGGACAAGAAGAAGUUCAAGAUGAGGCGGAAAAGGCGGCUUCCCAAUAAGGAACUGAGCAAGGAGCUCAGCAAGGAGCUCAACCAAGAGAUCCAAAAAACCGAGAACAGCCUUGCCAAUGAGAAUCACCAACCCAUCAAAUCUGAACCCGAGAGCGAAAACGAGGAACCCAAGCGCGCCUUGAACAACAGCGAGAGACUCCAUAGGUUCAGCAAAGGGUUGAACGGGACUCCCCGGGAGCUGAGGCACCCGCUCAUCCCCAGCCUGCGGAGCACACCGCGGGGCAUCGCCCGGCCCCCGCCCUCGCUCUCUCCUCCCAAAUGCAUUCAGAUGGAGCGGCACGUCAUCCGGCCGCCCCCCAUCAGCCCCCCUCCGGACUCGCUCCCCCUGGAUGACGGGGCAGCCCACGUGAUGCAGAGGGAAGUCUGGAUGGCUGUCUUUAGCUACCUCAGUCAUAGAGACUUGUGCAUCUGUAUGAGAGUUUGCAAGACCUGGAACAGAUGGUGCUGUGACAAAAGAUUAUGGACCAAAAUAGAUUUAAACCAUUGUAAAUCCAUCACUCCACUUAUGCUUAGUGGCAUUAUUAGGAGACAGCCUGUAACCCUUGAUCUUAGCUGGACAAAUAUAUCUAAAAAGCAGCUGAGCUGGCUUAUCAACAGACUGCCAGGUCUUCGAGACCUGCUGUUAUCAGGGUGCUCAUGGAUAGCAGUGUCAGCACUUUGUAGUUCCAGCUGCCCUUUACUCCGAACUCUGGACGUGCAGUGGGCAGAAGGACUGAAAGACGCCCAGAUGAGAGACCUCCUGUCACCGCCCACAGAUAACCGGCCAGGCUGCAACGGGUGUACUUUAGAGAGUAUGGAAACACUUUCUUCCAGUUCAGGGAAGGAGCAGUUCUGUGGGUCAUGCCACAUUCGCCCGGAUAUCAGCUCAGGUCAGAUCGACAACCGGAGUAAACUACGGAACAUCGUUGAGCUGCGCUUGGCCGGCCUGGAUAUCACCGAUGCGUCUUUGCGGCUGAUCAUAAGGCACAUGCCUCUGCUCUCCAAACUCAAUCUUAGUUACUGUAACCACGUGACAGAUCAGUCUAUUAACCUGCUGACCGCGGUUGGAACAACCACGCGGGAUUCAUUAACGGAAAUUAAUUUAUCAGACUGCAAUAAGGUGACUGACCAGUGCCUGUCCUACUUUAAACGUUGUGGAAACAUCUGCCAGAUCGACUUGAGGUACUGCAAGCAAGUGACAAAAGAAGGCUGUGAGCAGUUCAUAGCAGAGAUGUCAGUAAGUGUUCAGUUUGGGCAAGUGGAAGAAAAACUUCUGCAAAAACUGAGUUAGUUAAAGGACACGUGUAAAUACUGGGGCGAGGCGGGGAAGGGACUAAGAACAUGUAGGGAUUUUAUUUUCAAUUGGGAACUUGGAAUAUUGGAAAAUACCGUGAUGGGAUUUUACAACUCUUGUCGAGAACAACAUGAAACUACCCACGUUAAGAAUCUCAACUUGUGCCACUAAUUCAGUCUACCUGGGAUGUCCUGCACUGGCUCUUAUGCAAAUUCAUAAGGCGACUGUUAUUGAUGAUAAUUGUUCACACCCGGAAGAAGACUGAUCUCCAAGGAAUACUGUUAUUUAAAGUACCACAGCAUGUGCUUGGUAGUGUAAAUUUGAUUUCUGCUUUUCAUUUCUUAAAACAAACAAACAAACAAAAAAAAAGUUGGUGUCAUUAAAGUGGACCACGCACUGCAUUUCUGCCUUCUUAACACAUUUUGUUUUGUUACAUCUUACAUUAUGCAGAACUAUUUUUGUACAAAAAUUGUUUAAAAAUUAUUUAUGCAAUGUUUGAAUGCAUUACCAGUGUUUCGGUUUUGAUUGCCAAUUUUUAUCUUUACUUAUGGUAGGAGAGAACUUAACCUAUACUUCGUAGACAGUAUCUAUCUACAAACGUGCCCAGGUCAGGAAAAGUAGGUUAAUACUUUCAACUUAAAGCAUGUUUUAAUGGAAGUUUAUAUCCUGCUUUGUAUACUUGAGAAGUGACAUAAGCAUGUUGUGGAAAUAAGGUGUAAAUUAUAGUUGAAGUAAAACACUUUGCCAAGUUUUAUCUGUAUAGAAAUCACCUUUUUUCUCAAAAUUUUAAAAAUUCCAAUUUCAGCUUUUGCACAUAGGAGGGUUUCACUCUGUAGCAUGAGCUCUUGUACUCAAUAUAAAAUUAAUUUAUACAGUGAGUCCAGCAGUAGAAUAAAUGGUCAAACGUAGUCUCUCUUUCUUUGAAGUGUGAGUUGAGUUCUCAUUUAAGGUUUAUAACAUGGUUAUUUCCUGAUUGUAAAAUUCUGCAUUCAUAAGUGCCAUUGUUGUAAGGUGUUGUUUUCGUAGACCUUCCUGAUGCAGUUUUACCUUUGUUGAAUUUGUAUAAACAAUUGUACAAAAACAGAUUCUGGCUACGAGGGCUUCUGUUCCAGCUGGGGGCUGUGGUUGGACUUCAGGUGUGUGGAGUGACUGCAGUUGUGGAGCUGCACAAGCCCUGCAAGCAGCGACGCUUCCUGCUGCAGCCCGGCCCUCCUCUGCUGAGUGCUGCUGUUGUGCAGUGAGGGUACUGAUCUGCUCUUGUCCCACACAGGACUUUGAGCAGAGGCAGAAUGGUGUUGGUGUGUGACACAGUAAGCCAUGCCUUGAUUCUGUGUUUUGUGGAACUGUUCCCAGCCUUGAUGGAAGCCAGCAGUAAUGCAGCCGUCCCGAUUUCUGCUGUGCUUCAGGCAGUAGCUCACGGUGCUCAGUGCAGGCUUUCUCCACUGCCUCCCAGCACGUUUUUACUAAGGGGAAAUGAAAUACACGUCCCUUCCUGCAGCUGCUGUCUGCCUGGGCACACAUUUGUAAGAGACAGGUAAAGCUUGGGCUGCCUGUCCAACACCUUCCCCACUCGUUAAGGAAAGAGACAGAGGCUGUGAAAGCCCAUCACAAAUCUUUAUUAAGCUUGUGUGGCUAACGAUCAGCAUGGAAGUAAUAUAUGGUACUUUUUUCAUUAGCUUACCCACUCAACGGAGACUCCGGGAAUUAAGUAGCAUUAAAAAGUUCUAAAAAAUAAAGCCAUUGAGAGGUUUGCUCCCUUCUGAAAAAUAGCCAGCAGUGUCUUAAAGCUGCAUAUUUUGUUUUGAGGAGGAGCUGCUUUCUCUUUUUCGAGCCAGCCACAUAAAGACAAGAGCUGGAAUGACAGGCAGUGUAGCAGAGGUAAGAAUUACCAGAUACUGAAGCCCUGGCAAAACAUUUUCUUACCUCUACUGCUUUGUUAGCAUGGGGGAAAUUCGAAGGAGAAACUGUAGCUUUAGCUGAAUUUUCUUUCCUCAUUUUUUUUCUUCUUUUAACUGUGAACUUACUUUUAGUCAAGCACAAGCAUGACCAUGCUUGGACACAAGGAUCCUGUCCCCACAUCUGAAGUGAUUUUGCAGCUUCCCUCAGAAGGCUGCAUGGGCAGCCUCAGGCACUGAGAAGGUCUUUGCUCCAAGACAACACCCUGCUGGAAGCUGAGCCGCCAGCAGCGCAGGUAUGCAGCAGCUAAUGGGAAGCAGGGGUAAUGGUGACUCAGUCUUGGUUAAUGUUGGUGAAUGUGAGGUUUUAAAGAUGAGGUUUCCUUUCCCCUGUCCUAAUUCAACCAUUCUCCCUUAAGGUUAGCAGUACUAUACAUUCCACAUGUUAGCAGCAAGUAGUUUCAUGACCCUGAUUAGUAUUCACAGUAAUAUCAGGUUGUCGGCACAUGAAGUACAAUCAUCACAUUAGAUUAAUAGUUACAAUAGGCAUGAGUGGAUUGAGAACCACAAGAAUACGAUUUCCUCUACCUCCUUUCUUGAAAAAUUAUUCCUAAACUAAAAAAAAAAAAAAAGUACUUAGUAAGCAGUAUUUGGAUACCACAUGAGAGCCCUACAGAGUGACAAAGAAUGGC
This is a messenger RNA of Phasianus colchicus (ring-necked pheasant), 6682 nucleotides long. RefSeq names its product lysine demethylase 2B (gene KDM2B). The record is from RefSeq and is a predicted model, not a curated record. Gene Ontology annotation, molecular function: protein binding; DNA binding; zinc ion binding. NCBI's taxonomy places the organism in Eukaryota, Metazoa, Chordata, Aves, Galliformes, Phasianidae.